AGUUCAAGAGUUCAAGCGGACAUGAACGGUGCGCCAAUGUCACCCGAUCAUUUUGGACCUUCUGCUGCCAAACGUCAUCGGUUCAAUGGUCCAGAUUCCAGGAACUCUCCCUCCUCCUCACCAAAGAGUCUGGGAGAUUGGGGCCGGCGGAGCCUGGAACCUAAGAGUGAAGAGCCUGAACUGGACAACAAUAACUCGACUCCCAAGACCGAGUCACUCCUUAGUCAGGCAUUGGAGAAGCAUUCUGGGGUCUCGUCCAUGUACGACCGGAGCUUUCGGGAUAAUGGAGAUGGAAGGGAUGGAGACAGUGCAAGCGAUACAACCUCAGACCGUCCCGAGAGCCUUAUGGAUGGGCUGAUCAAGUCUUCAGUGGCUGAAAGUGAACUUCAUAGGCAACUGUCAGCCGGCUCACCCGCCUCAAUGGGCAACCCUCUAUUUCCACCGGGUUUGGAGGCCUUAUACAGACAAGCAGGCUUCCCUUCGGCAUUUUUGGGCCUUGCAGCAAGUGCUUCAGUCAGCGGUGCAGGCUCCCCCAGUGGGCCGGUAACUUCCAUUCCUGGUAUGCCCAGCUCAGCCCCUCAAGUCGGUCUCCAGAGUCAUGCGGGUAAUCCAAAUUUGGCCGGGAAGUUAGAUAUGAUGCGAGUCCGUGCCACAGAUCCCAGACCGUGUCCCAAGUGUGGAAAGAUCUAUCGAUCUGCUCACACAUUGAGGACUCAUAUGGAGGACAAGCACACGAUUUGCCCCGGUUACCGAUGCGCCCUUUGUGGUACUGUGGCCAAGUCUAGGAACUCCCUACAUUCCCACAUGUCCCGUCAGCACCGAGGUAUUUCCACGAAGGAUCUGCCCGUACUUCCCAUGCCAUCGCCCUUCGACCCAGCCCUUGCCUCUCGGCUAUUGGCUAAGGCCGGAGUCAAGAUGCAGUCACACCAUUUCCCACUCCCACCCUCGCUCCCCACCUCGGGUGGCAUGGGUCGUGGGAGCCAUGAUGGAAACCGGGAUGGUGUCCAUGAAAUCGAGGAUCUUCGCGUCUCGUCUGCCUCUUCGCCGUUUGGCAGUAAUGGUGGCCCUGGCUAUUCCCAUGCCCAUCACAUGAGGAUGAGCCAAGGUAUGCUGAACCCCAAGGACUUUGCCGCUUUGGCUGCUGCUGGAGGGGCCCAACCCGCAGGUGGUAUGGGUAGUGCGCUUCUCGACACUUACCUGUCCAUGAUUGCGGCGGCCGGGGGAGAAAGCAACCCCAUGGCGGCUGCUCUCAAUUUUCAGAAUCCUGCAAGCCGAGCAGCGGCCUUUGCCGCUGCCGCUGCCGCAGCCUCUGGCAACCAAUCUCACAAUGGUGAGGGUAAGGAUUUAGACCGGAGAUCAGCUAGUGAAGACCGAGAUGACAUGGCAGGCGAGUUGGGGUCUGACGCUGACAAUGACGAUCUGUCGGAUAACGAUGACGGGGCCAAUGACUCUGCCGCCUCCGGGCGUCGCUCUCCUAAUGAGAGCAGUAUGGACCGUGACGAAGCCACCGCUUCCAGUGGGCCCACUUCCACGUCUCAGAACAACCACGCCACAACUGCGGCCUCGAACUAAUACGUUUUAUUAUUGGAGAGGAAUUUUUUGAUGGAGAUCCGGAUGACAUAGUUAAGUAAUCUGGAGAGAAAAUCGGAGAAAGAAACAACCAAAACAAUGACAGUUUGGAGAUUGACCCCCCGCCCCCGCCCCACCGGCCCUUCAUCCAAAAUCCAGUAUACCCUUGAAACCAGUUGUCCCUCGUCCCUUCUAAGCAAACCAAUGAAUAAGGAACUUGUAACUCGAGAGCAAUAAGCUGAUCCCUUCCACGUACUCGUAAAUAUCAGGCCUUGAACCACCGAUUGCACAUGUUCUUCGGAUUGGCCGUCUCUAAAGAUGAUGAUACCACUGCUGUGCCAUGAUUUUUGAUUGGAAUUUGGAAACGUUUUUUCUAUAUUUGAUAGGGCCCGACUGACCUUUUCAGUGGCACUUCUACUUACUUACAUGAUAAUAACCACCUUCUCAAUUGAAGAGACCGACGACGAUCUGUGAGCCUCAAAGGAACCACCCUCUCAAAAAAGGUGACGCAGCAAAGCUGUUCACACGUAACCAUUUCUACCAUCCAACCACUCCAAGAGCGAGGUCCAUGACCUCCCAAAAAAAGCAAAGAAAUUUGAUCGACCCAUGGUUUUGCCUUAAGCAUCUUUAUUUGUUACUAUGCUGUUACAGAAAAUUGAUCAUGAAACUGUCACACUUACCUAUUUCCACUUUCUGAGUUCCAACCAUUUGAUCUUCUAACAUUUCCAAAACUACCACCAUCAACAUACCCACGUUCUCAAAACUGGUGUCCCUCAUGCUGAGGCAAAUAUUUUGAGCGAUCCUCCAAGUAGUAUGUUCCCCAACCCCGGUGAUAACCAGACUCAUGACAGACUCCAUUCGGAGGAUUUGGACUAUUAUCAACAAUAUCAUCCUUAUCUUUAUCAUGGUGAUAGCCUCCUCAAUGUCGUUGUGGAAUAGUUUGUUCCCAGCCAGCUUCCAAGAGUAUCGUGUCCAAAGCCACGCACACACACGCCCUAUUCGCUUUUGGUCGCCCUCCAAACCGGUGACAUCAUUAUGAAUAACACCCUCGAAUCCCCACAGCCCUUUGUUCCGAGUAAAACAGCCAUUUGGUUCCACUUGUGAACCAGAGUUGUUGUAAAUAAUCUCGUCUUUGAAAGAUUUUACCGUGUUCUUGCAAGUUUUAUUACAAACCCGCGUUACCUACCAUCCAAAAUUUUGAAAUAAAUAUGACAUGUGACGGCGUCUCCCUUGGAUGAAUUGUUCCACUGAAAAUAUCGUUACCAAGACAAACCCACCCUUCCUCCCCUUAUCACUCUCGCCCCUCAUUUUCUACCUCAGUUCAUCAAAAACAGUCGUGUAUAAACUCUAGUGCCAUGAAGCGUGUUUCUUUUGGAAAAUGCAAUUAGUUAACUUGAAAAAUCAAACAAACCCUUUUCUAUUUAUGGACCAUCUGAGCGCCUGUUUUCUUUAGUUCUCUACCUCAAUGAGCGAGGUCCAAAGUUGGCGAUCUAGUGAACCCCCUUCUGAUCCCAGCUUUCCCCCUCUUUCCCUUGUUUCCAUCUUGAAAUGAAGAACAAGUCGGUGGUAGUGAAAGACUGAUUUCCAAGUUCCAUGUUUGUCAUUUCGCAUUUGUCGAGCCCACCUUGCAUUGCAUUGAUCACCCACGUGAUCCAACUCGCCCCAACAAAACGGCUCAUCUCUCUAGUUUUGAUACCCACCCAACAACCACCACCCGUUUCUUAGUCUCAGAAACCCGAACAACAUAUAUAUAUCAAUCCAACCCCUUAAGCCCUUCAACUGAUUAUCAUGCUUCAAAUAACCAAAUUAAUAACGGUUCAUAUCAGCAUCCUGAUUCUUGAGCACACACACAUAAACACAUCACAUUUUCUGAUCCAAGUUCCCACCCCCUCCACCCCUCACCCCACUUGGCCCCUCAAAAACCCCGUUUUUAGCUGAAACUGAAACUUAUCGUGCCAAAAAUCCCCAGAUUGCGAAACACAUGUGUUACAACAUACAAUAGUGUUGAAAAGACGAGGAUUACCAAGUUACUAGAUCCCCAGGUUCUAUUUGUAAAAUUCUUACCAAUUCCUCCAAACCAGGAGGAGGUUGUAGUUGUUGUAGUCGACUCCUCGCACUGUGAAAAAUUCAUAUUUCUGUCGCUCUUUCCGAGUGGCGAACAAUAUUCAUAAUCAUAGAAGACGAAGACGGUAUAGAAAGAGAAUGAAACCAACGACCAGCAAUAAAUGGAGAACCAGAAGAGCAACAACAGCAGCAGCAACAGCAACAACACCAUCACAACCACAAUAAUAUUAAUAACAAUAACCACUGUAAAAAUAAGAGUCCUUCACCAACACACCUAGAACAAAAUGGCAAUAAAUUGUGGCCUUUCUAUCAAGAAAA
Molecule: messenger RNA, 3951 nt
Organism: Tigriopus californicus
Lineage: Eukaryota; Metazoa; Arthropoda; Copepoda; Harpacticoida; Harpacticidae
Product: protein abrupt-like
Biological process (GO): regulation of transcription by RNA polymerase II
Cellular component (GO): nucleus
Molecular function (GO): protein binding
Source: RefSeq, a predicted model, not a curated record